Messenger RNA from Caenorhabditis bovis, 1272 nucleotides. The record is from the annotation of a GenBank genome assembly. Lineage: Eukaryota; Metazoa; Nematoda; Chromadorea; Rhabditida; Rhabditidae.
AUGACACCCGAAACGAAAGAAAUUUCAAUUCUUGAUCCUGGAAAUGGUAUGUUCAAUACUCAUGUCUAUCUCGAAGACGUCCAGAAGGUUAUCAAGGAACAGCUCAGCACGGAAGCGCAAUUAGGAGAAAACACGAAAUACACGGUUAUUGGAGACGGAAAUGGAUUCAUGAGCCGCGUGAUUCUGGUAGACGCUGAUUGGACUGUUCCCGAUGAGAAACUUCCGAAACGAUUUGUGCUUAAGAUCAGUUCGGUUCUUCACAUUCAAACAAUGAUUGAAAAUAUGGUGAAAGCCAAUCCGGAGACGUUCAGCCCUGAACUUGAAGCGCAAUUGUGGGCUCUGUUCGAGAACGAAUCGAAAAUGCUGCACAAUCGCGAAGUGGCUGUGUACAAAUUGCUUGAAAAAUGGAAUCGCAAAACGGAUCUCUUGCAUCCGGACAUGUAUUUCUCUGUAAAAUUCGAUGAAAAAAAUCCGCUCAAAGGAUUCAUGGGAAUGGAAUUGGUCGAAUCAGCCAAAACACGGCAUAUCUAUGAGAAUUUGAAACCCGAGGAUUUGUAUCCGGUCCUCAAAACACUCGCGACAUUGCAAUCGCUGAGUCUUACGAUGGCCGACGAAGAAGUGAAGUCCAUCGAAGGCUACACUUUCAAAAAACUCAUGGGAUCAAUUCUUGAUGAUAACGGAAUUAAAAAUAUAUUUCUAUCCACAAUCGCAAUUGACAAGUGUCUUACUGAAAAGUGUGAAAAGAUGAUGGAGAUUGGCGUGAAGCUUAUUGAUGUUGACAUGACUGACAAUUUAAACGAAGAAGUUGGAAUCGAAAAAAAUGUUCUUGUUCACGGCGAUCUGUGGACAGCAAAUUUGUUGUUUGUGAACAAAAAUGGAGUUGAAGUGAUCGACAAAGUCAUUGACUAUCAACUUGUUCAUAUGGGAAAUCCUGCCGAAGACCUUGUCCGACUCUUCCUCUCAUCGCUUUCCGGAGCUGACGCAAAAAAUCGUUGGGAGGAAUUGCUUGAGAAAUUCUACGAAUAUCUUAAAGAAGAAAUGCAAGGAAACAAAAUGCCAUACACUUUGGAGCAACUUAAGCAAUCCUAUAAACUGUUUUAUACGAGUGCUGGAAUAGUAAUGUUCCAAAUGUUUGGACCAGUUGCUCAACAAAAAUUCUCCUACCUGGAUCCUUCUGAAGCAGAAAAAUACCGUGGAGUUUUAAUUGAAAAAGCUGAUCAUCUUCUAGACGAAAUGGACAAAUAUUAUAACUAUAGAAUUAACAGAAAAUAA